AUCGGCCGCAAUGGCGACGGCGUCGGCAACACCGCCCCGCUUCCAGAUCCCUAACUAGCGAGUGCGACGCGCCAGAUCGCUUCGCCAUGGAGCACCGCGACGGGGAGAUCCCCGCCAAGGGACCACCCAAGCCUUCCGAUGUCGCCGCAGCGAGGACUGCCUCAGCGCGGUCCCCGACGACCUCCUUAUCAACAUCCUUCUCCUGAUCCGCGACGCCUCCGCCGCCGCGCGGACCAGCGUCCUCUCCCGCCGCUGGCGCCGCGUCUGGACGCUGCUCCCGGAGCUCCACUUUCUCUCCCACAAUGACCCCCACCGCAUACGCCUCGCCCUCACCGCCCAUCAAGCGCCGGCCCUACGCUUCCUCGAUGUCGCCGUCAUUGACGCCACCCCCGAUUCCAUGGUGGCCUGGCUUCAAAUCGCCGCGCGCCGCCUCUCCGGCCAUCUACGUCUCAUCAACACUGAGGAGAACACCUCGUUAGACGAGGCCGGAGAAACAGGCGCAUUCGAGCUGCCCUGCUUCGAGGAUGCCAUGUCCAUCAGCCUCGAACUAGGCCGUCUUGGCCUCGCUGUGCCGUCUUCGGGUGUAUUCGCCCGGCUCACCAAUCUCUUCCUGAAUCGUGUCCGGCUACAUGGUCCGUCAAUGCUCGGUGACGCUGUCUCCUGGCCACGGUGCCCAUCCCUGCGGAGACUCAUCGUUCAUAAUGCUGACGGUGUGCGCAACUUCGCAAUCCACUCCGAUUCUCUCCUACAAAUGGAGCUGAGGAAUCUCCGGUCAGAUAAUGCCCUUGAUCUGGGCAACUUCACCAUUCGUUCAGACUCUCUACUGCGAAUGACUCUGUCGAGUCUGCGUGGCUUGGAGCAGCUCACUGUGAUGGCGCCGGCACUCCAAUUUCUGAGUGUGAGCUCCUGCAUUUCUUAUAGUUUGAGAAAUAAUCAACCGGCUGCAAACAUCUCGGCCCCUCAGCUGAUAUCCCUCCAGUGGAAGGAUGAUUAUCAUCCAAACUACACCCAGCUUAAAAUGGAAAAUCUAGAACGGCUGAGUGCCCACCCUUUUUACGUAUAUGGACAAGAGUCGCACAAGACGUUCAAUAGUAAUUGUACGAGGCUUCUACGGCGCUUUGAGGUCAUCGGGGUUCUCAAAUUAAUGCUUCUCUAUCUGCCGGGAAUUACUAACCAUGAGUACUUGAUGGAAGACAUUAAAAAGAUCCCAAACACUUCAUUAAUGGUCCUGGAAAUAGUGGCAAAUGGACAUUCCUUUGGAGCCAGUUCAUUCCAUGUCCUCAGCAUGUGUAUUGGUGUCAGGAGGCUUCUUCUUAAACUUGUUGACGCACCUAGCCAUCUGGUGACUGGAUGCCCAUCAGGUUGUGUUUGUGAUCAGCCACCAAACUGGAAAAUCGAGGAACUCACGCUGUAUUGCCUUCGAGAAGUAGAGAUCCACAACUUGAGAGGAACUGAACAUGAAACUGCUCUUAUGAAACGGUUAUUCCGUUGGGCAACAGUGCUAGAAAAGAUGACAGUAACUUUUCAUUGCUCAGUCGCUGAAAGCAAGGCCAAGGAGUUCUGCCAGAUGCUUCAAAGCUUCUGUAGGCCAGAAAUAUCUAUGAAGGGGCAACGCUUCGCCUAAUCUAGUCGUAGCACAGGUAACCAUGGCCUGAACUUGUUGGGAAACUUUAUGUGCACCGCGGGGCCUCGCAGAACGCUUUGCCAACUUGUCACUUGUGUUGGUGCUCGUGCCUGGUGGUCGUCUUGUAGUUGGCAUCUUGGUAUGAAUUGUACUGUUUGUGAACUUCAUAGUUUGUUAGAUCCUUUCGAGAUGUUGCAGGAUGUAUAAGUUGUACUUUAUGCAUGUGGAUGCUGUCUGAACUUCAGUUCUUGUUGCCAACAGAGCUUUAAUCAGUCU
This is a messenger RNA of Triticum dicoccoides, 1900 nucleotides long. RefSeq lists its product as uncharacterized. The record is from RefSeq and is a predicted model, not a curated record. Bases 398 to 1624 code for a protein of 408 amino acids. The transcript is spliced from 3 exons. NCBI's taxonomy places the organism in Eukaryota, Viridiplantae, Streptophyta, Magnoliopsida, Poales, Poaceae.